CUUUAUUUACUUAUUCAUACAUGAAUAUGUGUAUUGGGAUUUUCUGCGUGUAUAAAGAUAGCGCAAACAUCGUAAAUAUCAGUUUUUGUGUUGGGUAGAAACGGGUGUUCGCUUGAUCAACUUUAAUUUAUUUAACUACUUUUUUUCAUUACGACAAUAAUCAAUGGCUUUAUCAUAGUUCAGAUAACAACACAGUGAAGGAUAAUGGCCUCCAACACGGACAGGAAACAACAAAAAAAGAAAGCCAACGAAAAUGAUAUCAGGAAGCUGUUUCAAAAUUUUGACAAAAACAAUGAUGGUGAAGUUUCAAUAAGCGAACUUGUAAUGGGUUUACAAGUACUUGGAAACAACCCUACAAAACCGGAAAUUGAUGCUCUAUUAAAAGAUAUGGGUGUUAAAGCAGGUCAAAAAAUAAAGUUUGACCAAUUUAAAAAGUGCGUUGAAAAAUAUUACGAUUCGGAAGAUCUCGGUCCAGAAGCUGAAAGCGACAGACUAGAUAGGGCCUUCAAAGUAUUUGAUAAAAAUGGAGACGGAUCAAUAGACAGAGAGGAAUUGAAGGUUGUUUUAACAAGCAUUGGUGACAAGAUGACGAAUGAUGAAGUAGAAAGUAUGUUUAGAGAAGCGGAUAAAAAUAACAACGGAAAAAUUGACCUUAAAGAAUUCAAAAGAAUGUUUCUUAAAGGAGUGAGAUAGUGGCGAAGAGACAUAAAUUCAUUGAAUACUGUAGCGAUAUUUCUACUCAAAGAUUAUACUGAUUUGUCUUUCUUCAUUGGCUGUCAAAGUUAAGUUAAAACUUUGGCCUGAUUUACUUUCAACCUGCUUUACUUUUGUAACAGACUUACAUUUAUUUCUUUUUGAUUCUGGAAAUGUGAACGUAUAUUUUCAACAGACCACACAUAGCUAGUAGAAAAAAACAUUGUGUAAAGUAAGUCAAUUUAAACUCUACUGAUUGCAGUUCAAUUAUUUUUCUUUAAGCAAGUUAGAAUAAAAAAGACAUAAAAUUUAAUGAACGUCAUUGUGUGACACUGUGAAGUUUCUCUAUGUAUUUUUAAAUCGAAACUGUGAAGAGAACAAACUAUUGUUAAAAGGCAUCUAAGGCCCGAUUUAUCAGAUUGAUUGAUUGAUUGAUUUAUUUAUUUGUGUGUAGAAAUAUUGUAAGGAUACGUUCUUUUAUAAAGUACUUAUUGCAAAAGCUUGCAAUUGGGGCUAAUGUAAAAGCCCGAGACCAAACGGGUAAGGCAUUUAAGAAUGUGUGUGGAAUCCUGUAUAUAUUUAAGACUGCUUCAAGUAAUAGAAUAAAAGAUAUAACUUUAAACAUGUCCAUUGAUACGGAAUUAUUGACACUGGUGUUUUUGUCUUUACUUCGAACAAAUUACACCGAGGAUGGAAAUAAUAUUAAAUUAUAUCAAAUGAUGUUAUCUCGUACAUAUCUAUAUACAUGUAGAUUAUUGAGAGUGCUUUAUUAUCUAUGUUUACAGCUAUACUUUUGAAUGGGGCAUUAAUAUUUAAGAAUAUUUACAUUUUGAUACAACAAUUAGGAAUUUUUUAUAGAUUUUCAGUAAUGCCGCUAUAUAUUUUUUUACAUCGAGCGUACAAAAAGCAGGGGUUUUCGAGUAACAACCACUGGAAUAUACAAUGCAAGUACAUGUAUAUCUAAAUAUGGUGAAAACUGUUAAGAUGUGUUGUGAUAUGUGCUGAAUAUACUACCCAGUGAAUGUCGUGUUCUUAUAUUUCACAUCUGAUUUACACAUAUACAUUUGAAUUGUAUAUAGAAUACUUUCACAUACACAUUAAAAAAAAACACACACACACAAAAAUAUAUAUUGAUAAUCAUAUUACUUUUAAAAAAUACACAAACAUGUAUAUACAUAUAUUGUAGAUAUUAUAUUUCUUUAUAUCUUUAUAUUAAACGUUUAUAUAUAAUAGACAA
This is a messenger RNA of Ruditapes philippinarum (Manila clam), 1930 nucleotides long. RefSeq lists its product as uncharacterized. Bases 205 to 693 code for a protein of 162 amino acids. Gene Ontology annotation, cellular component: myosin II complex. NCBI's taxonomy places the organism in Eukaryota, Metazoa, Mollusca, Bivalvia, Venerida, Veneridae. The transcript has 5 exons. The record is from RefSeq and is a predicted model, not a curated record. Gene Ontology annotation, molecular function: calcium ion binding.